UCUACUCCACUCCACACGAAACAAACCCAUCUAUUUUUAAAAAAGACCUACCACACUAGUAGUCACACUAUAUAUCUUACUUUCUUUCCCUUAAAUCCCACAUAACUUGCAUUUUCCUCUUUAUCUUUCCCUCACUCAUUAAACUCCUUCCAUUUUGUUAUUACCACCAUCAGUUCCAAUUUAUACUCAUUUCAACAAAAAAUGGGUAAUUAUCUUACCCUUUGUAAACCAAUUUCAAGAUCAUGUUACAUAUUUGACACUAUGGAAAAACAUGUUAAAUUUGUUAGAGUAACAAAAGAAGAUGGUAAGAUACUAGAGUUUAGUUCUCCAAUCUAUGUCAAAGAUAUAUUAACAAAUUUUCCUGCUAAUAGUAUUGGUGUUACAAAGAAUGCAACAGAGACUUUAUCACAAGAUGAUGAAUUGAAGGGUGGAAAAUUAUACUACAUGAUUCCACAUAAAGAGGCAGAGCCAGAAGCUGGAAUAAAGAGGAUCAAAGUUUUGAUAACAAAGAAGCAGCUUCAGCAAUUAGUGACUGAACAAAUAUCAUUACAAGAAUUACUAUCAUUUGUUAAAACAGAUGGUGUUAAUUUGAGAUGUGAUAAGAAGUCAAUAUUGGAUUCUAUACCUGAAGAAAAUGAGUAACAUAGAAUUAAUAUAUGACUAUUUGUAUUAUUUUUCAUUAUUUUUCUAGCUGGUUUAAUUAACUUUUGGUUUC
This is a messenger RNA of Trifolium pratense (red clover), 715 nucleotides long. RefSeq lists its product as uncharacterized. NCBI's taxonomy places the organism in Eukaryota, Viridiplantae, Streptophyta, Magnoliopsida, Fabales, Fabaceae. The coding region runs from base 202 to 642 and encodes 146 amino acids. The record is from RefSeq and is a predicted model, not a curated record. The transcript has a single exon.